Messenger RNA from Rotaria socialis, 912 nucleotides. The record is from the annotation of a GenBank genome assembly. Lineage: Eukaryota; Metazoa; Rotifera; Eurotatoria; Philodinida; Philodinidae.
AUGGGUCAACGUUUGUCAAGUGUGGAUACGCAAAUUUUUGAUUUUACGAAUCCUAAUCGUUCUACUCACAGUUCACUCACGAAUAUAUCUGUUAGCGAUCCGGAUGAUGUCAGUUUAUUGUUAUCGAAAACAUUUGCUCUUGAUGCGAUUAACGAUGAUCAUCAAAUAUCCGAUUUGGAGCAACAAUGGAUGAAACAAAUUCAAAAUAACUUAUCUCUAUUAACGAACAUAUCCGAAUUAGAAAAAAUCAAUAAACUAUUUAGUACAAGUAUCAUGAUGACAAUUGCCACUGACUACAGACAAAUAAUACAAGAAAUAAAGGAACUUCUCGAACAGGAGAAUCGAUUAAAGGUAUCUUUGACCACAAAUAUGGAAAGACACACAAAAGGAAUGGGCAUUCAUGAUGACAGUAGACAACAGCAGCAGCAAACUACAGAAUCGGAUAAUCAACAUUCAUCAUUUACAUUCAAAAUCUCCUCCCUAUUGAAAUCCGCAGAAAGAAACGUUUCAACAGCAAUUCAUCAUGCAUACGAAAAACUCCCAAUUAGACCGUCAUCAUGGUCGGAUAAUGAUCAUUUUGUAUUCGAACCAAACAAAUAUCAGAUCCAUGAGUCGAGCCAGGCAAAUUAUCUAAUUAAUAAACGACAAAUUGAGAAAAUUCUAUUGAACUUUUCAAAGGCCACUACAUCAUUUAGCGACAUUUUAUUUGCUCUAAAUCAAUUGAUAUUCGAUACAAACAAUGUUUAUGACGUACGAGAUGUAUUUAUACGAUUGAAUAACAAUUUCACGACAGUUCGUGAUGAAUGGGAAUUUAAUGCGAAUUCAACAACUGAUGAAUUCAACCAAACAACAGGUAACUAUCUUGCACAUAGAUUUCUAAUAAUCUUGACUGAAACUAUUUCACUUGGCUGA